AUGACCGUUGUGGAGCAAGUCGAUAGUACGGAACCCCAAGAUGUGGAAACUAGCAACGACUCUACAAACAAUGUUGCAAUGACCAUACCACCCGCAGAUGGAGGAAAGGGAGCUUGGCUGUUCUUGGCUGGCUGUUUCGUCUUUGAAGCCUUAGUCUGGGGCAAAAGCUUUCCCUUCUCCUUUGGCGUCUUCCAAUCCUACUACACAACUCACCCACCAUUCUCGCUCUCACCUAAUGGCAUCGCUGCAAUCGGAACCUGCUCAAGCGGCGUCAUGUAUCUUAUUGCUCCCAUUACACUCUACGCUCUAGAAUACUACCCCUCUAUUCGUCGUCUCUCGUCAAUCAUGGGUCUCGCUAUUGCCGUUACGGCCUUGAUUGCAAGUAGUUUCGCUACAAAAGUUUGGCAGUUGAUUCUCACUCAAGGAAUCUUAUAUGCUAUCGGCGGAAGUCUUCUUUAUUCUCCAACAAUGUUUUACCUCGACGAAUGGUUCAUUAAGAAGAAAGGACUAGCAUUUGGAAUCAUGUGGGCAGGAGUCGGCACUUCAGGACUCAUAUUCCCCUUCCUCCUCUCCGCCCUUCUCACAACCCACGGCCACGCCACCACCCUCCGCAUCUGGUCCCUCAUCCUCCUCACCCUCUGCCUCCCCCUAAUCUACGCCGUCAAACCGCGUCUCCCCUUCAACGCCCGCCCCACUCCCCGAAGGCCCAUCUCCUACUCCUUCCUCCAAACUCGCACCCAUCUCUUCCUCCAAACAGCCAACAUCCUCGAAUCCCUCGGCUUCUUCAUCCCAGCCAUCUACCUCCCCUCCUACGCCUCCUCGCUGCACCUCCCGGCUUACACCGGCACCCUGCUCCUCGCGCUCUUGAACCUAUUUUCUGUCUUUGGCGCGGUGUUCUUGGGUCAUCUCUGCGAUAGGUUUCAUGUCACGACUGUGAUUCUCGUCUCGACGGUGGGUUCUACGGUCUCGGUGUUCUUGUUUUGGGGGUUUGCUACGAGGUUGCCGUUGGUGCUUUUCGUCGUUACGUAUGGGUUUUUUGCUGGGGGGUUUUCGGCUGUGUGGACGGGCAUGAUGAAUGAAGUCCGCCGGUCGGGAGACAAGAGCGCGGGGAUGGGGCAGUUGAUGGGUGUUUUUGCCGCGGGGAGAGGCAUUGGAGCGGUCGUUUCGGGGCCGGUAAGUGAGGUUUUGUUGAGUGCUAUGAAGGGGAAGGGAAUCGGAGGAGCAAGACUGGGAGGCUUUGGGGGCGAGUAUGGCGUUUUGAUCCUCUUUACGGGGGUGAGUGCUUUUUGUGGGGUGGUGGCUUUGGGUGUUAAGAGACAAAGGGUGAUGGAGGUUGAGGUUGAGGUUCAAGAGGGGACGGAGAUGGACGGUGUGGGUUGUUGA
This is a messenger RNA of Mollisia scopiformis, 1383 nucleotides long. RefSeq names its product MFS general substrate transporter. Gene Ontology annotation, molecular function: transmembrane transporter activity. Gene Ontology annotation, biological process: transmembrane transport. Gene Ontology annotation, cellular component: fungal-type vacuole membrane. Lineage: Eukaryota; Fungi; Ascomycota; Leotiomycetes; Helotiales; Mollisiaceae. The record is from RefSeq and is a predicted model, not a curated record. The transcript has 5 exons. Bases 1 to 1383 code for a protein of 460 amino acids.